AUGAGUUACCGGGGAAGAGGUAGAGGUGGCUUCCACAAUAAUAACAACAACAAUAAUAACAGAAGUAACUUCAACCAGCAAAAUGUCGAUCAAUUUGUCUCAGCAAACUCAAUUCCAGUUGAAAUUUUAGGCUGGAAUGGUGCAACUCCAGACGAGUGCAUUAAGUUCAUUUCGAGGAAGUGUAGAAUAGUUGUGAGUAACUCUAGCGUUGAUCCAGCUACAGGGGUAUUAAAGGGUUACGUGAAGACUCCCAAGGAAGCAGAUGAAUUAUGUACUUGGUCUGGUGUGAAAUUCGCCGGACAGUCAUUGAAAAUUACAAAAGCUACGGCAGCCGACUCUAUGUCGUCACAAAUGGGAGGAACAAUCGGUAACAGUGGUGGCUCUACUAUUGAAACGAUUACUCUGUUUUUGAAAACCAGAUAUCAACCGGAAAUUAAAAUGUUGAAUUUAAGUAGCGUGCAGCAAGAUGCUAAUUUGGUUUCAAAGGGUUUCUUUGCCUCCAUAUCGACCACAUCAAAGUUUUUCCCGGCUUUAAUGAAAAUAGCAAAAGAAUUGAAGCUAGAUGUAAAUAGUGUUGAUUUAUCUGGCAAUAAUCUAACUGAUAUCAGCACAAUCUCUACUUUAGCACAAACCUUUCCAUUAUUACAAAAUUUGUCUUUACUGAACAACAACUUCAAUCGUUUAAAGCUGUUUGAGACCUGGAGGCACAAAUUAAAUUUCUUGAGGGAAUUGAUAAUCAUAGGUAAUCCACUUUUUAACAACCAAGCAAAUCCAAAUGAUGUUUUAAAUAUCAAGAUCGAAUUGAUGAAAUCAUUCCCAAGACUUAUUGUGUUGAACGGCGAGAUAGUCAGAAAUGAACAAUUGUUACUUAGUAAUCUUACAUUUCCUUUUGAAUCGUCUCAAUCAAUGUUUUUCCAAGAUGAAGAAGUACAAAAUAUGUCGACAAAUUUCAUUACCAAUUUUUACAAGUUAUGGGACAGCAAUAGACAAGACUUAUUGGUUUUAUAUCAGGAGAACUCUCAAUUCUCAAUGCAAGUUGACUCAUCUCAUCCUUAUGUCAUGGACACAAAUACAACAGGGAGUUAUGGCAGCUCUACAGAUUUUGGCUACUACUUACCUCAAUCUCGUAACUUGACCAGGGUAUCUUCUGUGAAAUCAAGGGCUACUCGUGUUGCUCAGGGCCAGGAGCAAAUAUUCAAGUUGUUUUCACAAUUACCCAAAACCCGUCAUGAUUUACUUUCCCAUCCACAACUUUUUAGUAUGGAAAGUCAUAGGUUCCCGCAAUUGAACGGUAUAAUAAUUACUUUACAUGGUUCAUUUGAAGAAACAGCAAUCCCAGAUAAUAAUGAAGCGGUUCUGGGAAAUCAAGGUCAGCCAAGAAAUCGUUAUGGCUCCCAAAAACAUAAAAAAAUUGCAUUAAGUACAAAAAGUUUCGACAGAACAUUUGUCGUCAUUCCAGGACCAAAUGGUAGCUUUAUUGUUGCUAGUGAUCUUCUCUCGAUUAGAUCGUUUGGUGGAUCUGAGGCGUGGAAUGAUAUAACAAGAUCAGCAGAAGGAACGCCUCAACCACAAGUAGCAGCUCCACCUGCUAAUAUUCCACCAGUAGCUCCUCCAAGUCAAGUCCCUACUCCAACGCCAACAGCUGCGGAUUUACCUGCUGAAGUGAAAGCAAAUUUGAACCCAAUACAACAGGACAUCUUGGUAAAGAUAUUGUUAGAAACCAAAUUAAAUCUUCAGUAUGGUAUUAUGCUUUGUGAACAAAGCAAUUGGGAUUACCAGCAAUGUACUAUAAAUUUUAAAAACUCAGUUGCAUCUUUACCGAGAGAUGCGUAUAUAGCUUGA
This is a messenger RNA of Debaryomyces hansenii CBS767, 1842 nucleotides long. It is a transcript of the gene MEX67, whose product is annotated as Mex67p. Gene Ontology annotation, biological process: poly(A)+ mRNA export from nucleus. Gene Ontology annotation, molecular function: RNA binding; protein binding. Lineage: Eukaryota; Fungi; Ascomycota; Pichiomycetes; Serinales; Debaryomycetaceae. The transcript has a single exon. Bases 1 to 1842 code for a protein of 613 amino acids. Gene Ontology annotation, cellular component: nucleus. The record is from RefSeq and is a predicted model, not a curated record.